Macadamia integrifolia is the source of this 671-nucleotide messenger RNA. Its product is annotated as bZIP transcription factor 16-like. Gene Ontology annotation, molecular function: DNA-binding transcription factor activity; sequence-specific DNA binding. Lineage: Eukaryota; Viridiplantae; Streptophyta; Magnoliopsida; Proteales; Proteaceae. Gene Ontology annotation, cellular component: nucleus. The record is from RefSeq and is a predicted model, not a curated record. Gene Ontology annotation, biological process: regulation of DNA-templated transcription.
GAUGAGAGAGAACUGAAAAGGCAGAGAAGAAAGCAGUCAAACAGGGAAUCCGCCCGGCGAUCCAGGUUGCGCAAGCAGGCUGAAUGUGAGGAGCUGGCCCAACGCGUUGAAAUUUUGAAAGAAGAGAACACCACUCUUAGAUCUGAAGUAAGUUGUAUCCGCGGCGAGUAUGAGCAGCUUCUUUCACAGAAUGCUUCACUGAAGGAGAGACUCGGGGAAAUCCCUGGAGAUCAAGAAGAUCCAAGAACUGGCAGGAAUGACCAACAAUCUGGCAAUGAUGAUCAACAAGCUGAGCAAACAGAACUUGUGCAGAGUGGUCAAUAAGACCAGCAGCACUGCUUCCAAUAUAUUUUCCUGGAGCAUUACCUAACCCAUUAGCAGAAACCAGUUAUUUAAGUUUUUUUUUGUUUUCAAAAGAUUCGACAUAGCUGACCUUUUGAAUCUUGGGUAUCUGUUUAUACCAGAACUGUAUACUCCCUCACUGUCGUUUGAAAGUAUCUUUAAUAGUUGAAGCCCUAGUAGGAAAUGUAGAUGGUGGAACCGGGAACCUUGUAUUACAUUUCUGUGUGAGAGGAAGGGUAGCAGCUAGAUCAUCUUACCCACCUGUAUUAUUAUAGUUAAAGCAAUGUGUAACCAAGGAGACUGAUUUAAUAAACAACAAAUAUUAUGUA